GUUCGAUUAAAUGUACCGUCGGUCUUUUUAUAAACUACAAAAUAAAUUUCUCCAGUUAUAAAAGGUCAAAAAGAGUACUCAAUAUUACUACUACAAUUUUUCGCACUGUUUGCGGUUGUGGUACAAAGAAAACCACCUUAGAGAUUCCAUUGAAAGAGUAAAAGGUUCAUUAAGAAGGAUUACGACUGCACUUUUUAAAGGAUUGUGCCAGUAUCUCAGUAAUGAAUCAAGCAAAAAUCAAGCGCAGAGUUGGUAAAUAUGAAAUGGGAAGGACAAUUGGUGAGGGAACAUUUGCUAAAGUUAAGUUUGCAAGGAAUUCAGAGACAGGUGAUCCUGUAGCAAUCAAGAUUCUUGAUAAGGAUAAGGUCCUUAAGCACAAAAUGGCUGAGCAGAUAAAGCGGGAGAUAGCUACAAUGAAGUUAAUCAGACAUCCACAUGUCGUUCAGUUAUACGAGGUGUUGGCUAGCAAGACAAAGAUAUUCAUUGUUCUGGAGUUCGUAACAGGUGGAGAGCUCUUUGACAAAAUUGUAAAUCAUGGACGGAUGCAGGAAAAAGAAGCAAGGAAAUAUUUCCAUCAGCUUAUUAAUGCUGUUGAUUAUUGUCAUAGCAGGGGAGUCUACCAUAGAGAUCUAAAGCCUGAGAAUUUACUGUUGCAUGCCUCUGGACACCUCAAGGUUUCUGAUUUUGGAUUGAGUGCUCUGUCCCAGCAAGUCAGGGAUGAUGGCUUACUCCAUACCACAUGUGGAACUCCUAACUAUGUUGCUCCUGAGGUACUCAAUGAUCAUGGAUAUGACGGUACAACAGCGGACCUGUGGUCAUGUGGAGUCAUACUCUUUGUAUUGCUUGCAGGUUACUUGCCUUUUGAUGACUCUAAUCUUAUGAACCUGUAUAAAAAAAUCUCUUCUGCUGAAUUUAGUUGUCCACCUUGGAUGUCUUUUGGCGCUAUGAAGUUAAUUACUCGCAUCUUGGAUCCAAACCCUAUGACACGUAUUACCGUUGCAGAAAUUCUGGAGGACGAAUGGUUCAAGAAAGAUUAUAAACCUCCUGUUUUUAAUGAGAAAGAAGAUGCCAACCUGGAUGAUGUUGAAGCUGUCUUCAAGGAUUCUGAAGAAUAUCAUGUAACAGAGAAAAAGGAAGAGCAGCCAACACCCAUGAACGCAUUCGAGUUGAUUUCAAUGUCAAAAGGACUCAACCUUGGGAAUCUCUUCGAGGAACAGCAGGGAUUUAAGAGAGAAACAAGGUUCACAUCUAAAUGCUCGGCCAAUGAAAUAAUCAGUAAGAUUGAAGAAGCUGCAAAGCCCCUCGGUUUUGAUGUUCACAAAAAAAACUACAAGAUGAGACUUGAAAAUGUUAAAGCUGGAAGAAAAGGAAACCUUAAUGUUGCCACUGAGGUAUUUCAAGUUGCCCCUUCUCUUCAUAUGGUUGAAGUGCGAAAGGCAAAAGGAGAUACUUUGGAAUUCCACAAGGUUUUGAUAGGCAAAGUCUUGCACGGUCACAAGCUGAUUACUCGUGAUUGAGCAACCUAAUCCUGGAGUUACUGUUUGACACAAGAUAGCAACAAAGAUAAGAGGUUAUAUGCAUGUUUUAAGAUUAGGGAGAAAAGUCACUCCUUGGAAAUGAACGUAACAUUGUUAUCCUUUGUCCCAGAUAAAAGAAGAGUACAGAUAUGUUUAGAAAACAAUCAAGAACCAUGGGAAAAUCGGAGGAGGGGAAGGAAGGACUAUCUUAAAGACACAUGGAAGAACUAAUGGAUGUUUAGCUAAAUAAAAAGAUCAUGCUUGUAUCAUUAGUCAUUACAAUCUAUAUACUUAUUUUCUACUUCAUAAUUUCCAGAAGGCAUAGGUUUUUGCUGUGUAUUACAUAACCGGAAAUUCAUCAGUGCCUUGUUGAUUUUUGAA
Lycium barbarum (goji berry) is the source of this 1898-nucleotide messenger RNA. RefSeq names its product CBL-interacting serine/threonine-protein kinase 3-like. Bases 222 to 1517 code for a protein of 431 amino acids. Lineage: Eukaryota; Viridiplantae; Streptophyta; Magnoliopsida; Solanales; Solanaceae. The record is from RefSeq and is a predicted model, not a curated record. Gene Ontology annotation, biological process: protein phosphorylation; signal transduction. Gene Ontology annotation, molecular function: ATP binding; protein kinase activity. The transcript has 15 exons.